CUGACAUAAAGCUGCAUCCAAAAUACCCAUCUUCCCCCUUCCGACAGAGAAAAGAAAACACCCUUCAAGCCGUGUGAAAGCAGCUUGUUGUCCACGCGCCUUAUCAACUAUACCUGCAUUCAUAUUAGACCAAAGUAUCCUGACGCACAUGGUUGCUACAGUAGCGCACAGGCUGCCACUCAAGGUGAACAUCCCCGCGGGGUCGCCCCUCCACGCAGCCGCUCUGCCUCACCCCAAAUCACACCGCCGACCACACACACACACACCUUCCCCCCUCACCCCCUUCCGGCCCCGGGGUUCUGGGGGUCCCAGCGACCCAAUCCCAAAGAAGCCAAGACCGCACACUUUCGUCGCGGCAGCAGCUGCACCCUCUUCCCCCGGCCCCGCCCCGGGUUCGAGCCCGGGUCCGGGGAGUAAUGCGGGACAUGCGGGGUCCACCACGGCGGGCGGGUCCCGUCGGGCGGGAGCUGGUCCCAUCCUUGGCCCCGCGCUGAGUGACCUGGUGGCCAGGUUUCGGAGGCUGCAAAACGGAUCAGACAUUCGUGGAAUUGCUUUGGAAGGUGUACCCAACGAGCCCGUCACUCUGUCCCCUGGUGCCGUAUUCUUCAUUGGGGUGGCCUUCGCCCGGUGGCUCCGGAGCAAGGGGCAGGGGGCGCCCAAGGUGUCGGUGGGUCGAGACCCUCGUCUCUCCGGGCCAAUUCUGGAAUCGGUCUUUGCUGCUGGGCUACUGCAGGGGGGUGCCGCGGUGGUUCAUUUGUUUGGAUUGGCCACCACUCCAGCCAUGUUCUACUCCAUAGUAUUGUCAGGUUGCUUAUGGGGCAGUUAUUAUGUACUGACGUAUGUAUUUAUGUAUGUGUACAUUUAUGUAUAUACGUACGUAAUGAUAACCGCCAGCCACCUGCCGUAUAACGCCAACGGCCUCAAGUUCUUCACCGCCGCGGGGGGGCUGGAUAAGCCCGACAUCACCGAGUUGCUUCAGCUGGCGGCGGUGGCGGCGGCUCAGGCAGGAGUGAUGUUAGGCGACCCCCUUUCCGAGCACUCCCAUCUGCUCUCCGCCGCCCUGGCCACCGACCCCUCCCGCCUCGCCCGCCUGCCCUUCCUGCCGGCCUACUCCGCCGCGCUGAGGGACCUCAUAAAGCGUGGGGUCAACUCACCAACCAACUACCACUUCCCCCUGCUGGGCUGCAAGCUGGUGGUCAAUGCGGGGAACGGAGCCGGGGGCUUCUUCGGGGAGCAGGUUCUGGCCCCCCUGGGUGCGGACGUCAGCGGAUCCGUGUUUCUGGAUCCUGACGGUACCUUCCCCAACCACCCCCCCAACCCCGAGCACCCGGCCGCCAUGGCUGCCGGGGCGGAGGCCGUGCGGGCGGCGGAGGCGGAGCUGGGCAUCGUGUUCGACACUGACGUGGACAGAUCUGCGAUUGUGGACGGAGCCGGUAGAGAGAUCAACUCCAACCGCUUCAUUGCGCUCAUGGCGGCGGUUGUACUGCGUCAACACCCCGGCACAACCAUCGUAACUGAUUCGGUAACCUCCAACGGUCUAACCAAAUUCAUCGAGCAGUUGGGCGGCAAGCACAUGCGCUUCAAGCGAGGCUACAAGAACGUGAUUGCGGCGGGUGUGAAGCUCAACUCGGAUGGCGAGGACUGCCAGCUGAUGAUGGAGACAAGCGGUCACGGGGCGCUCAAGGAAAACUACUUUCUGGACGAUGGGGCGUAUCUGGCGGUCAAGGCGAUAAUCGAGCACGUUCGUCGCCGCAACGAGGGUGCCGGCGGAAUCAGCGAGCUGCUGGCGGGGCUGCAAGAGCCGCUGGAGAGCACGGAGUGGCGCAUCCGCAUACAGCACCCGGACUUUAAAGAGGCGGGGGCAAAGGUGCUGGCCCAUUUCUACGAUCUAGUCUUGAGCGGCACCUAUCCUGACUGGCGGUUGGAGGCGGUUAACCACGAGGGCUGGCGUGUCAGUGUGGACGAGGGGGAGGGGCGCAAGGGCUGGGCGCUUUUAAGACAGAGUCUUCACGACCCGCUGCUGGUGCUGAAUGUGGAGAGCGAGGUGGAGGGAGGGGCCCAAACCACUGCAGCUAGAGUGGGGGCCUUCCUGCGCUCCGAAACCCAGAAGGGGGGCCCGGCCCUGAACCUGGGGCCACUGGCAGCCCUGCUGCCGCAGGCACCCCCGCAUGGGCAACACAGCACCCGUGUUGCUGGCACGAUGGAUCGAACACAGCACCUCGUGAUUGGCACGAUAUUGGACACAUAA
This is a messenger RNA of Volvox carteri f. nagariensis, 2248 nucleotides long. RefSeq lists its product as uncharacterized. Lineage: Eukaryota; Viridiplantae; Chlorophyta; Chlorophyceae; Chlamydomonadales; Volvocaceae. The record is from RefSeq and is a predicted model, not a curated record. Gene Ontology annotation, biological process: carbohydrate metabolic process. The transcript is spliced from 15 exons. Bases 149 to 2248 code for a protein of 699 amino acids. Gene Ontology annotation, molecular function: phosphomannomutase activity.